Messenger RNA from Schizosaccharomyces osmophilus, 585 nucleotides. RefSeq names its product GID complex subunit Gid4 (gene gid4). NCBI's taxonomy places the organism in Eukaryota, Fungi, Ascomycota, Schizosaccharomycetes, Schizosaccharomycetales, Schizosaccharomycetaceae. The coding region runs from base 1 to 585 and encodes 194 amino acids. The transcript has a single exon. Gene Ontology annotation, cellular component: GID complex; extrinsic component of membrane. Gene Ontology annotation, biological process: protein catabolic process in the vacuole; protein targeting to vacuole; negative regulation of gluconeogenesis. The record is from RefSeq and is a predicted model, not a curated record.
AUGUUUGAAUCUUCGUAUUUGAGAAAUGGUGCCCAAUUCCACGGAAUUCAAAAAUCGGAUGGUAAUAAGACAUUCGACGUAUCCGUGACAGUAUUACAUGUAAAUACGGAGCAAUCGAUGCUCUGUGGAUUUUUCAAAAUAAGUGGAUUGAGUGGAAACAACUCAUCACUUACAACAUACUUUGAGGCAGAAAUCAUUGGAGAUAAGUAUGGAUUUCUGACACGGUGGCCGGAAUGGGGUGCUUCAGAAUCAACAGAUUAUAAGCAUUGGAAACGGCUGGGAGCUUUUCAAUAUGCAAAGCGGAAGGUACCUCUGCGUAGGAUUAAACCCUACGAUCCUUGGAAGAAAGGAACUAUCUAUAUGCGAUGGAAAGAAUUGGCGAUGCUGGAUAAAGUGAACGAUUUUCAAUUCCGGAGCAGGAACUCUUCGUCCGAUGUCAGUUUCGAAGGAUUCUACUACAUUGCCUUCUCUCAACGGACGGGACGAAUUUCCGGAUACUACUAUCAUUACAAAUUUGAUCAUUUUCAGUAUUUGGAAUUGGACCCUGUUCUAAACAGGACAUUCCCUGUUUUAGAAUUUCUAUGA